CGGGUUUAUGCGAACUGCCUUACUAUGCUGUAGCCCCACUCCCCCUGCACUAUCCCGGAUCAAAAAACGUGCAACUUAGUAUGCUGGAGAUCGCAGCGCGAGGACGUGAGGUCUGGCUCUUUCCCCACCAGACAGACAACAUAUGACGCUCCAUGUGACUUUACCGGAGACAUUUAGAAGCGUUUUCAUGUGAAAUUGUGCACCUUUUUUUAGACAGCGACACUGUUGCCUCGUCCUUGUGUCUCCAGACGCACCAGUGUGGCUCAUUUAGCCGUGAUGUCGUCAUGAUGAGGACCCUGGUCUUUUAGCCGAAAACAAACCCAAAUACACUCUCUGUACUGUACAGUGUACAUUGACUGACAGGCGUUUGAUUGGGGACUGGUAAUCGAUGUGCAGCAGCCGCGUACUGUGAGGUUUCAUCUUCUUUACAAAGAUAGCUAACAACAGGGCAGAGCGGGGAAGGCGAGCCUCAUGAGUUGGCCUCGUGGCUUGCAUCGACACAAUGGAUUUAACUAAAAUGGGUAUGAUCCAGCUCCAGAACCCCAACCAUCCCAACGGCCUCCUGCAGAAGGCCAACCAGAUGCGCCUGGCGGGGACUCUGUGUGACGUGGUCAUCAUGGUGGACAACCAGGAGUUCCACGCUCACCGGACUGUCCUCGCCUGCACGAGCAAAAUGUUCGAGAUCCUCUUCCACCGCAGCAGCCAGCACUACACCCUGGACUUUCUCUCACCAAAGACAUUUCAGCAGAUUCUAGAGUAUGCCUACACUGCCACGCUGCAGGCCAAGGUGGAGGACCUGGACGACCUUCUGUACGCGGCGGAGAUCCUGGAGAUCGAGUACCUGGAAGAGCAAUGCCUCAAGAUCUUGGAGACCAUUCAGUCUUCUGAGGAGAACGACGGCGUGAACGACGGCAGCACGGAGGAGGACGACGAGCGCAAAGGCCACAACGGAGCCAAGAACUCCAAAAAGCAUUCCAUGGAGGGCUCCUACCUGACAGGAGCCCAGCAGGUCGCCCUCAUGACGGGCAUGGUGGACCAGAGCCCGUCAGUCUCCACCUCUUUCGGCAUGUCCAACCUGAGUCCUACUAAAGCUGCUGUGGACAGCCUGAUGAGCAUCGGACAGUCUCUGCUGCAACAGGGCUUCGGCGGGGAACAUCUCCUCCACCACGCAAACUCCAACCAGCUGAUGACCGAGAUCAAGACCGAGAUGAUGCAAGUGGACAUGGGAGGCAACGGCCACGACAGCCCUCCGAACAUGGAGUCCAGCGCCUCCAGUAAUGGAGAGCGGAGUGGCGAGGACAGGAAUCGAGACGGACCGGGAACACCGACCAGGAGCAGCGUGAUCACCAGCGCCCGCGAGCUGCACUAUGUCCGCGAUGACCCGCAAGGUGACAUGAGCCAGAUGGGGCUGGAAGCGAUGGCGGGGAUGACGGAGAAACACCUCGCCUCGCUUUACUCCCUGCCCGUCAAUCACAAGUCAGAGGGCCUCAUGUCCAUGCCGGCAUCCAUGGCGGCGUCCAUGGCCUCCAAUCUCCCCAUGUCCCCGGCCCUGGCCAUGUCUAUGGACUUCAGCGCCUAUGGGGGACUCCUGCCACAGAGCUUCAUCCAGAGAGAGUUCUUCAGCAAACUCGGGGAGCUGGCGGUGGGCCUGAAACCGGAUGGCAGGAACCAGCACGAGCGCUGCAACGUGUGCGGUGCAGAACUGCCAGACAACGAAGCCGUGGAGCAGCACAGGAAGAUGCACAGUGGAAUGAAGACUUACGGCUGUGAGCUGUGUGGAAAGAGUUUCCUGGACAGCCUCCGUCUACGGAUGCAUUUGCUGUCUCAUUCAGCUGGUGAGAAGGCCAUAGUCUGUGACCAGUGUGGAGCCCAGUUCCAGACAGAGGAAUCUCUGGAGUCUCAUCGGCAGAUACACACUGGGUCGGACAUGGCCAUCUUCUGCCUGCUGUGUGGGAAGCGCUUCCAGACGCAGCCGGCGCUGCAGCAGCACAUGGAGGUCCACGCCGGCGUGCGCAGCUACAUCUGCAGCGAAUGCAACCGGACCUUCCCCAGCCACACUGCACUCAAACGCCACCUACGCUCUCACACAGCCGGGGACCAUCCGUACGAGUGUGAGUUCUGCGGGAGCUGCUUCCGAGAUGAGAGCACGCUGAAGGGCCACAAGCGCAUCCACACCGGGGAGAAGCCCUACGAAUGUAACGGCUGCGGGAAGAAGUUCAGCCUCAAGCACCAGCUGGAAACCCACUACCGCGUGCACACAGGUGAGAAGCCAUUCGAGUGCAAGCUGUGCCACCAGCGAUCCAGGGAUUACUCGGCCAUGAUCAAGCACCUGCGCACCCACAACGGCGCCUCGCCCUACCAAUGCACCAUCUGCCUGGAGUACUGCCCCAGCCUGUCCUCCAUGCAGAAGCACAUGAAAAACCACAAGCCCGAAGACGUGCCCCCAGACUGGCGCAUCGAGAAGACCUACCUGUACCUCUGCUACGUCUGAGGCCUGAGUGGAAGAA
Eleginops maclovinus (Patagonian blennie) is the source of this 2507-nucleotide messenger RNA. RefSeq names its product zinc finger and BTB domain containing 16a (gene zbtb16a). The transcript has 8 exons. Gene Ontology annotation, biological process: regulation of transcription by RNA polymerase II. Lineage: Eukaryota; Metazoa; Chordata; Actinopteri; Perciformes; Eleginopidae. The record is from RefSeq and is a predicted model, not a curated record. Gene Ontology annotation, molecular function: DNA-binding transcription factor activity, RNA polymerase II-specific; RNA polymerase II cis-regulatory region sequence-specific DNA binding; protein binding. Bases 503 to 2491 code for a protein of 662 amino acids.